AAAAACAAAUGAACGUCAAUAGUUAAAAAAGACCAUCUAAAAUAUUAAAUUAUGAAGAUACUCGGGUUUAAAAAGAUAAAUCCACCACCGUGUAUGGAUAAUUGAGUAUUGGAGAUCAUCCAAAUUCAAAAAUAAAGCUUAUUAUGCGAACAUUUUUCGGUAAUCCCGAAACUGAAGUAUUUUGCGUAAAAUUUGAUUAAGAUGAUUAAUUUAUAGCAGCUGGGUGUUCAGAUGGAAGUAUUAAAAUUUUCAAUUUAUAAUCAGGAAAGCUUGAACAUAAUUUACAAGGUUCAUCAGGUGCAUCUUAAACUCCCACCACAUGCAUUAGAUGGCGCCCUGCUAUUCACAACAAAACAAAAUAAGUCCUCGUAUCUGUCAAUUCAGACGGUUCAAUAUUGCAUUGGCACGCUCCUACAGGGAAAUAAAUCCACAGAUUGAUUGAUUAAAAUAACAGUAUAAUGUGUUUAGAUUACAACAACGAUGGUUCCAUGUUUGUUACUGGUGGAAAAGAUUUUCAUGUAAAAGUUUAUGACGAGGAUACAAAAAGUGUUUCGAUUGAUUUUGGGCCGGCAGAUUGGAAUUGGCCAGGACAUUCGAAUAGAGUUUUUUCGGUAAAGUUUUUAUAAAAUGAUUCCAAUCUGAUCUUAUCUGGAGGAUGGGAUUCAAGUGUACAUUUAUGGGAUAUUAGAGAGAAAAAAAGCGUUUAGACACUUUUUGGACCUAAUUGUAGUGGAGAUUCAAUAGAUUUUAAAAAUGGAAUGAUUUUAUCAGGUUCUUAUAGAAAUGAUAAUUAACUUUAAUUAUGGGAUAUUAAGACUAUGAAGUUGUUUAAAAAUAUCGAAUGGGUCCCUAAUUAAAAUAAUUUAUAAGUUUAUAUUUAUUCCGCAUAAUUUAGUAAAAUUAACAAUGAUACUAUUUUAGCAGGAAGUAGUGGAAUUAAUGAAUUGAAAGUUUUUGAUUGUAAUAAUAAUUAUGUUCCUUGUUCUAGUGUUGUUGGUUUGAAAUAAGGUAUCUAUGCAGUUGAUUAUGGAAAUGUUUCUAAUAAAUUAUCUUUUGGAGGGGGAGAAGGUGUAGUUUAUAUUUUAACAUUAUAAAAUGUUUAAUGAAUUAUAUUAUCAUUAAAAUUAAUAUACAGUUUUAUUUUUUAUAUGUAAAGUAAUUUAUUAAAUAAAUUAUUUGAAAUAUAUGUAUAUAAUAUAUUAAUUUUUUUAUAAAAAUAAAUUUUAGAAUAU
Messenger RNA from Ichthyophthirius multifiliis, 1232 nucleotides. Its product is annotated as WD repeat protein. NCBI's taxonomy places the organism in Eukaryota, Ciliophora, Oligohymenophorea, Hymenostomatida. The transcript has 6 exons. Gene Ontology annotation, molecular function: protein binding. The record is from RefSeq and is a predicted model, not a curated record.